This is a messenger RNA of Closterium sp. Naga37s-1, 634 nucleotides long. Lineage: Eukaryota; Viridiplantae; Streptophyta; Zygnematophyceae; Desmidiales; Closteriaceae. The record is from the annotation of a GenBank genome assembly.
AUGCUGGCCGAGCAGCAUGAUUCCGCGUGUCAGGAAUCCGAGAGGGCAUCCAGUCGGGCCAACGAGAGCAGCGCUGCGGACAAGCAGCCGUCGCAUUGCAAGAACACCGCCAGGCAGCGAGAGGAGCCGAGCGAGUCGAACAGCAACAAGGCCAAUCGGGAGAAGAUCCGCCGCGACCGACUCAACGACAGUUGCGUCGCUGCUGCUGCCUGCUGGGUGCUCUCCAUACUCCAUCUCUUGCUCUCCCCGACAAGCUCCUUCAACUCUCCUUUGAACCUGUUUGAGGAGUUGGUGCGGGCACUGGAGCGGAGUGAGCUGGCGCGCGCGGACAGGGGGAGCAUUCUGGUGGACGCGGUGCACGUGCUGGCGCAGCUGAGGGCGGAGACGAGCCGUCUGAGGGGCUCCGCGGAGCACAUGAGCGAGCAGAUCCAAGAGCUCAAGGCGGAGAAGAGUGAGCUGAGGGAGGAGAGGGCGCGCCUGAUGGCCAACAAGCAGCAGCUGGAAGACGAGGUCUGCCGUUGGGCCGCAUCUAGUUCCGCCCAAUCCACUGCCGCCACGUCAGCAGCAGUAUCAGUCGUUUCUUCAGCCGGCCGGCAGGCAGCUGCCACUCCUCCUCCUCUUGGGUUUGCUCCGU